AUGGCCGGCGAGGAGCGGCCAGCACCGGCAACAGCACCAGCACCAGCACCCGUACCCGUACCGCAGCGGAAGCCCAGGAAUAGACAAUCACGCGGCAAAGGCUUGAGGAAGACGACGGGAUGCAUCACGUGUCGACGACGCCAUGUCAAGUGCGAUGAGACUCGACCUCAUUGCGAGAGGUGCAGAAAGGUGAACCAGACGUGCAUCUACGCUGAUACCCACGCCCACGCCCACGUCCACGCUCGUCCGGAGACCAGCCCUCAGCCUGGACCUGGACCCGGACCCGGGCCUGGCCUACUAGCAACAUUGCCAGCUGCAGUGCCGUUAGCAGAUCCAGAGGUUCAGCAAGGACGCGUGCGGCCUCCAGAUUGGCCACAGCAGCAGACGCCAUCGACCACUCCUUGGUCUGCUCCUCCCCCUGAGCAGUCGUUACGAUAUCAGCCAGCUCGUUCAUCAGAUACUGCUGGUGGAGGCGUGACCUCGGUGCCGCCGUCAGGUCAGAGAGCCAGUGUGCAGAUCGACUAUUUACUCAAUACACCUGGGCCGAGUCCGAGUCUGGAACCGUCGGACCAGCACAAAGUCAUCUCUCCAGAUAUGUCCGCUUACGCAGCCACUCCAUUUUCAAUGAGCAGUAGCGAGCAAAGCAUAGUGUCGAGAUCAGUAUCUUCGAGACCAACCUACAAUGUUGCCAUCUCAAGAUGGUUCGAUAUGCUCGUUGGCGAUUCCGCGUUCGAAGCUGUUGUUCCAGAGAAUGAAACUGCAGUGGACGAUGUACGGGGUAUGGGCACCCCACGAGAGACUCCGAGAGGCCACGAUCGGACGAGCAGUGCUCCGUUUGCAGGUUCAUGGCAGAGUUCAGCGGCUUGUGGGAGAGGCUAUCAAGCGGCGUCGCCGGCUUCUUCGAAUCCACAGCUGCUGGAGAGGAAUCCACCGCUUAUGAUGAGUGCUGCGUCUGAGAAUUGGCGGUGGCAGGCAGAGGCACCGAUUGAAUUGUUACCUCGUGAGCUCUUCAUCUUCCGCAAUUUUGUGGAGCGGAUAAGUCUUUGGAUUGAUCUUUUCGACCCCACUCAGAGCUUUUCGAGCUUUGUUCCCCAUCUCGCGAUCCGAAACGUCGGCUUGCUGAAAGCCAUUCUGGCGCUCUCGGCACGCCACAUAUCGCUCAUGAGCCAUCCAGACAUCACUCCAGGGCAAACGCAUGACCGAAACGACGCCCUCCAAUACUACAACGAAACCCUUCACUACCUCUCAAAAGCAAUGCAAUACGAUAGCUAUAAAACCAGUCUCGAGCUUCUCGCCACCGCCCUCAUCGUCUCCACCUACGAAAUGCUUGACGGCUCCGGCAAAGACUGGGAGCGCCACCUUCAAGGCGUUUUUUGGAUCCAGCGCUCCCAAGUCAUCCACGGCGACUCCAAAGGGCUCAAACAAGCCGUCUGGUGGGCCUGGCUAUGUCAAGACGUCUGGGCCGCCUUUCGCGAAAAGAGGAGAACAUUCACGUUCUGGAAACCCACAAGAACGUUUGCGGAAAUGAAUCCAUAUGGACUUGCAAGCAGGGCGGUGUACAUUAUUGCGAAGGUUGUAAACUAUUGCUCGAAAGAGGAGAGUGAGGGGGGGGAUAUGAAGACGAGGACGGGGAAUGCGGAAAAGUUGCAGGGUAUGCUGGAUGAGUGGGAGAGAUUCUUGACGGUGGAGUUCUCGCCGCUGCCGUAUAAGAGUGACGAAGUGAAUGAUGCGUUUCAGCCGAUCUGGAUACACCCUCCUGCUUUUGCGGUUGCCAUGCAGCUCCACUACUCGGCCCGUCUCCUGCUUCUCCUCAACAAGCCGUCGAAAGGCGGCUUUGGAGGCUACCUCGAGCAGAGCCAGAUGAUUUCCAAAUACAUAAACAAUAUUUGCGGUAUCGCGAUGACUCUGAACGACUAUGCCUCAACUGUCAUGAACUCGCAAUGCCUUUAUAUAGCUGGGAUGUGUGUCCAAGACGUGCAGCAACGGCAGACUGUUUUGAGGCUCCUCGAGAAGUGUUGGCAACGCUCGGGCUGGCCGGUGACGGACCUUGGGGAAGAGCUGAAAGCCUUCUGGGAUACGCCUGAGGGCGGACCGAGAGGCUGA
Molecule: messenger RNA, 2103 nt
Organism: Drepanopeziza brunnea f. sp. 'multigermtubi' MB_m1
Lineage: Eukaryota; Fungi; Ascomycota; Leotiomycetes; Helotiales; Drepanopezizaceae
Biological process (GO): positive regulation of transcription by RNA polymerase II
Cellular component (GO): nucleus
Molecular function (GO): DNA-binding transcription factor activity, RNA polymerase II-specific; transcription cis-regulatory region binding; zinc ion binding
Source: RefSeq, a predicted model, not a curated record